Molecule: messenger RNA, 232 nt
Organism: Ambispora leptoticha
Lineage: Eukaryota; Fungi; Glomeromycota; Glomeromycetes; Archaeosporales; Ambisporaceae
Source: the annotation of a GenBank genome assembly
AUGUCUCUUUCGUCCCCUUUUAACGCAAAUAAAUGGCUAGAAACUGCCAUAGCAGAAAAUCAAAUAAAAUUUUUUGACUUUAAAGAGCUCGUUAAUAUAUAUAAAAUUGGAGAGGGCGCGUUUGGUAAAGUACAUAAAGCAGAAUUGAAAAAAGACGGAAGAACUGUCGCCUUAAAAUCUCUUAUUAUAAAAAAUGAUCACAGCAAAGAUUUAACACCUUAUUUAUUCUUUU